AUGGCGACUCGUCAUGAUGAUGAUGAUGAUGAUGAGCCUAAAGGGUUUUGGCAGGCAGUACAACAGAGACGACAAGAGUCGGACCAAGAAGCUGCUGCUGAUGCCAGACGACAACAACAGAGUCGAUGCCACGCCAUUCUAUUGGGACAAUUUGUGGCCUUUGUGGCAGCCUCUGUCAAUGUGACAUCCUUUACUCUGGAAAAUUCCUAUCAAGUGGUGGCACCCCUGAGUCAACUCUUUGUCAUGUACAUUUUCCUAUCUCUGCAUUUAUUGCUGAGAUCACCACCACCACCACCACAAGACAAUGAGCAUCAGCAGCAAUACAGAAUGCCACUAUUUGGGUUUCGACUGAAAAUUCCAUGGUACAUCUACCUCUUCUUUUCCUGUCUGGAUGUGGGCGCGGGAGUUAUCAUGUUGCUAUCACUACAAUACACUUCGCUAACCAGCGUCACACUGUUAGGAUCCUUGACCGUCCCAUCCACCAUGCUCUUUUCCAAGUUUUUAUUGGACAAGUCCUUUGGCGCACAUCACGUUUGGGGCGUCUGUCUCUGCUUGCUGGGAGGUUGUCUCACCAUUUGGGCCGACUUGGAUGACCCUGAUGCGUUUAUCAUCAACGGGGGAGACAUGAUGGCGAUUACUGCGGCUCUACUCUAUGGGCUGGGUGAUGCUGUUUCCGAAUAUUCCAUCAAACACAUUGAUCGAAUGGAAUUCUUGGGCAUGAUGGGAUUCUUUGGGAUGAUCUUGACUGGAAUUCAGUUCCCGUUCCAAGAAGGUCAUGUCUUGGCAGAGCUCUUUGGUGAUCCCAAGGCUCACACGGGUGCCCUCGUUCUCAUGGCAAGCUACGUUUCUCUGCUUCUCUUGUACUACGUGACGGAAGCCUACUUUCUCGUUUCGUCCGAUGCCACCUUGCUGAACCUGUGCUUGCAAGCACAAAACUUGUGGGCCAUUCUCUUUUCGGUCUUGUCUCAUCAAGCAGCUCCUCCUGGGCUGUUUUAUCUGGCCGUGGUGUUGGUGUUUCUGGGAGUGGCAGCCUACGAGGUUGGACCCAGCAGUGACCCUGUGGAGCAAAUAAUUGUAACCUCGGUUCAAUCGCAGCAGCAAGAUCAAGAGUUGGUUACAACUUCAUCACCAGACACUACGGAGAUGGACAGCAAACGAAAGCAGGGGGGUGCUGAGUACGAUUCCAUCCAACAGAUUGAAAUAAUAUAG
Messenger RNA from Seminavis robusta, 1209 nucleotides. Lineage: Eukaryota; Bacillariophyta; Bacillariophyceae; Naviculales; Naviculaceae. The record is from the annotation of a GenBank genome assembly.